AUGCGAGUGAGAACUCCAAGCCUGAGGCUGAGAUCCGUACACGUCCACAGCCUCAACUACUUCAACGACAACACGACCAAUCCCCACUUUGACAUGACUCUCGUCGCCGAAAUCGCUGUUCGGAACAAGAACUUCGGCCACUUCCGAUUCGAUAACGCCACCGCCAACGUCACCUACGGCGGUGUUAGGGUUGGAGACGGAGAAAUCGUUAAGGGGCGCGCAAGAGCAAGGAGUACUAAGAGAAUGAACGUCACCAUUGAAGUGAUGAGCUCGAAUGAGCGAUCAGUGCCGCAGAGUAUGGCGAAGCUGAGCGGCGAUAUUCGGUCCGGGAACCUGACCCUGACGAGUGUUGCUGAGUUGAGAGGUAAGGUUACGUUGAUGAAGGUGAUUAAGAAGAAGAAGACUGCUCACAUGAACUGCACCAUGACUGUUAACUUGGGCACUAAGUCUGUUCGUGAUCUUCGCUGUCAAUGAUGUCGUUUUUGGUUAAUGUUCGUCGUUUUUUGUCAUCAUUGUAAUUCUUUUUUUUUUUUUUUCACAUUUUAUUUAUUUAUUUGUUUGUUAUACUUACACGUUUUAAGAGGGAUUUAUCAUCAUGUUUAUUUUUAAUCUGUAUUAGACUUUAUCAAAUUUAUUAAAUAUUGGAUCUCUAAUUUCUUAGUUUUUUUCUUAAAAAAAUUACGGAAUAUUAUUAAUUGACCACGCUUACCGUUUUCAUAUAAGGCAAUAUUAAAUUACGUUAACCUCCUUAUUGUCAAAAAAUUACUGUAACCUCC
Molecule: messenger RNA, 776 nt
Organism: Humulus lupulus (European hop)
Lineage: Eukaryota; Viridiplantae; Streptophyta; Magnoliopsida; Rosales; Cannabaceae
Product: late embryogenesis abundant protein At1g64065-like
Exons: 1
Coding region: 1-474 (157 amino acids)
Source: RefSeq, a predicted model, not a curated record